AUGCCUCGCCUGGGUCCAGCGCUGCGAAGGUCCGGCGGGAAAAUCGUUCCCGCCAUUCUCCCAACGCUGGACUUGACGAAUCCGAAUGACAGGGAGAUCGCCAAAAAGUGGCACGUCAUUGCGUUUGAUAUGCGUAAAACGGCGAAGAGGUACCUGCACCCAGGGAAGAAGCUGGCAAGUCAAGAUCCGGAUGCCGUCGAUAGGUACAUAGCCAAACUGUGCGAGCAGUACCCUUUCUUCCGUCGGUACGACGACGCAUGGCCCAUUCGCAACUAUAUCGGGCAGCAUCUCGAGAACCUUGUCCACGAGAACAGACAUAGACAAUCGGCGCGCUGGAGAAAGACUCUUCUCAUGCGCCAUGUCGGGUACAAACAAUUUGAUCUAGGAACUCCGGGGCCCGGUCCCUCUAAAGCGCGUCGACGUAAGAAACGACCUGCUCAAGAUUUCAUUGAUCUCAGCAUGGAUACCGACGACGACGACGACGACCCGGUCUUCGCGCGGCUGCAAGCCCAGAACGCUACCUCGAGCAUUAGUGCGCCUCCUGCGACGAGUCAUGAACGUUCGGCGGGCCCGUCAUCCGUGGGCGACACGCGGGAGUCUCUCUUCGACACACAUUUGGACCGGGAUCCCCAUUUGCUGUCAACUGCACGCGAAUCGGACCCCAUCGCAGCGUUUUUGACCAACCUAGAGGUCUCGCUCCUCCAUCUGCGAGUCGUCCUGGGGAAGCUCGGUAUCGAGGGGAGGACCCAGCUCGACGAUCUCUGCGGUUGGGAAGUGGACGAGCGGAACGCCUGGCUGGACAAGCAACUCCGUCCGCAGACGCUCGGCGUGAUCACGCCGUACGAGCUGCGGGUGAUCAAGACGGCGAUGACGAGACGAGGGCGCUAUCUGAAAGAUGCAAACAAGGAGAACGAAAUGUAAUUUUUUUCCCCGCUUAUGACUCCGUUCCC
Molecule: messenger RNA, 950 nt
Organism: Punctularia strigosozonata HHB-11173 SS5
Lineage: Eukaryota; Fungi; Basidiomycota; Agaricomycetes; Corticiales; Punctulariaceae
Exons: 5
Coding region: 1-921 (306 amino acids)
Source: RefSeq, a predicted model, not a curated record